AUGGCCAAAAAUGUGGAAUCGAAGGCAAGCUGUACUACAAUUAGUGCCAUGUACGAUCAAGUUAAAACUGUGUCGGAAAAAAAUAUACAGGAAAUCCAAAAAGUGAAAAAAUCUGCAAAUAAACCUGCGAACAAUGAGAAAGUAACAUAUUUUGAAAAAUCCAUUAAUGAACUGAUAGUAGGUAAAGCUAAACUCACUAAGAGCGUAACUAAGCUGAGAUGGAGAUCAAUGAAGUACAACCUCGUGUUCAGUGGACUUUAUGUGGAACCUAACGAAAAUACUGAAGCCAAUCUUCGUUGUUUUUUACACGAGCAACGCGGAAUUGACAAAGUUGAGUUAGAUAACACUCACCGAUUUGGUAAGGAUGUUCGCAAAAGGCCUCGCCCGAUUGUCGCGAGAUUCCUGUUUAAUCAUGAGAGAGCUAAUGUGCUUAAAAACGCCCGACAUCUCAAAGGUACUCAGCACUAUAUUAAUGAACAUUUUCCCACUGAUAUUGAGGAAAUACGAGGUACACUCUAUGCCAUUAUUAGGGAACUGCGACAGCAAGGGAAAAGUGUUAAAUCAGUCCGUGACCGUCUCAUAAGCAAUGGUAAAUGCUAUACAGACCCUGCCGUUGGCACACUGGGCAGUGACGUCAGCCAUAGAGAAGAGUAUAUUGACGCUUCUAGGACAUCCGCCACCGCCUCCACAACGUCAUCUUAUCCGACCAAUCGACAGUCUCCGACAACGUCAUCUGGACCGCCCAAUGGACAGCUUCUGCCGACAUCCGGUCAGAACAACCGAGUGACGCCUCCUGCCAAACGUCCGAAAUACGGAGUUGUUCGGGAGGGAUCUGAUCCCGAACAAACUUUUUUCAAAACUGCAUAA
Molecule: messenger RNA, 867 nt
Organism: Mizuhopecten yessoensis (Yesso scallop)
Lineage: Eukaryota; Metazoa; Mollusca; Bivalvia; Pectinida; Pectinidae
Exons: 1
Coding region: 1-867 (288 amino acids)
Source: RefSeq, a predicted model, not a curated record